UCGGCACCGUCGUUUCGGCCUUCUUCGGGGAAUCCGAGCUCCCAAAACCAAUGCGUGCACAAAUGGUGAGUAUAGCGUUCCUUUGUUCUGUUGAUUAUUUGCGGAUUUUCCCCGUAGUGUUUACCUCUCGAGCUCUGGGCGUGUAGCGAUCACCAUUUGUCCAUCUCAUUACGCGGAAAGAUCUCGAUUCGAUUCGCGAUCGUCAGACCCAAGACCAUCGCCAAGCUAUUGGCCAGCCGUUAGGUGAUAGCCGCGAUCGUCCGGAGAGGGGUGACCGGGCUAGCCGCGUCCUUCGUCAUCACCUACCGGUAGGUAGGGAGUGGGAGUGAUAAUCCUCGGUGCCGACGACCGUCGCCCAGGAGCGCGGUAAUCGUCCUCGUACAGGAAAGAGCUGAUCAGCGCGCUGAUCCCUGUUGGUCAGCAGCGGGCGAAUCGCCUUCGUCUAGCGGCGAGCUAAUCGUCGCCUCGUAGAGGCACGCAUGUUGUUGUCGCACAGAAGAGCACUGCUUCCUUUGCUUGGAAGAGCACAGCGCACUGCGUGUCCGGCCGCGCGCUGAUCCCUGUCGCCCAGUAGCUUGCAAAUUGUUGUUUUCUCCUGCGGACGCAUUUCGUUGUUGUACGGGAGACCGGUAGUUCGUCGUCUACGACCGUACGGAAUGCAAUUGCUCGACAGCGCACUGAUUGGCCUCCCCCAGGGGCUUGCGGAUUGACGUCGUGGCCUGGGAAAGGAGGGGCUUGCUUGUUUCCCACUUGGCGGCUCGAGGUAAUCGUACAUUACCGUCGCUACGCGGACUGCAUACUCUCUCCUCUUCUUUGCACAGGCAAGGAGACUUCGUGCGCGCCGGGGGACUUUUGGCGCCGGGAGAUUCUGCGCGCGGAGCGCCGUGGGAGUGUGCGCAGUAAGUAUCGCGGAGUAUUACUGUAGAUUGUCACUGAAUGACGUACAACAAGAGGAGUGCUAGCGUGCGGUGGAUCAUUAUUUUUCGCUUGUGGACGUGGAAUUUUGCGGAGGUGGGUGCGUAUUGAUUCUAUCUUUGGAGCGACGAAGCUGAAAUCCAUCCCUCGUCUUAAGUCGAAUGGACAGGUUGGCGGUUCUCUCUCGGCACUUUGUGCCAGAGAUUGCAAGCUGUGAAAGGAAGGCCGACUCAUCGGCAAGCAGAAGCGGAGCAGAGGAGGACAUCUCGUCAUUCUCUUCCACCGAUGAAGCAGGAAGAGCUGGAGAGGGUUUAGAGAUAUCACCUACGUUUCAUUUCACACAGAUAUUCCCUGAUGAGAGAAGGACGAGCAGGGAUGGGAAUGAGAAAAGUAGCAACCUCUCAUGGGCGUUUCCACAAGCUACGCCUGCAUCAAAAUUUCCUCCUGCUGUAUCUGAUUACUUCCAACUAGAUUCUCUAAUUGGCCCGGAUGAGCAAGCCAUUAGGAAGAAGACAAGGACAUUUAUGGAAAGAGAGGUGGCCCCUAUUAUGACUCCGUACUGGGAGAAGGCGGAGUUCCCAUUUGAGUUGCUGCCAAAGCUUGCUGAACUGAAGGUUGCAGGGACCACUAUUGAGGGGUAUGGCUGUCCAGGCAUGUCAAUUGUUGGUGCUGCCAUGGUGAUAAUUGAAAUUGCGCGUGUGGACGCAAGCUUAUCAACCUUCAUUCUUGUUCAGAGUAGCCUAGCCAUGUCAACAAUCGGUGUUGUACAGCGCGGUUCAACUGUUCUGCUUGUCCAUUCGCCUCGGGAUGGUUUCCUGAUGUCAUCUGCAGCUGUGUUCCCUGUUCUGCAGCUGCGGCUUUCCACAGUUCACCGGCAUGAAGCCAACAACAUCGAGAGACUCAAGUACUGGCACUUUGAACCGAACGGCGACGAGGCAACACCGGAAGAGCAGCACAAGGAGUUCAUGGCCAAGCUCGUGACCAGGCUGGUUUACACUUGUAACCACCUACAGUCUGAGCGGAACCAUAAGAUUCAGCACGAGGAUGCCACACGGGCACUGGACGCCCGUGUACUGGACCUGGAACAGGCUGUACCAGGACCAGAUGCUGGAGCUUCCAGCAGUGCAUCCUCUAGUCGCCAACUGGAGGAACGCGUUGACCACGUAGUGGCAAUGCUAGGAGACAUAAGUGCCUUCACAGAGCCGGCCACCAUCAGCCAGCGGUUCGUGUUGCUGGACACUAAGAUCAGUCAGCAACAGCAGACUGACCACAACCACAACAACAGCUCGGCGAGGCCAUACAAGAUGCCGACUGCUCUGUUCAUCAACACCAAGGGAGGUUGUCAGAUCUGGCUCAGCCACAUGGCAACCAUCCACGGCGUCCAGGUUUCAGACCUGUACAAGAAGGUCUCCUGGGAGGACACGACAAAGGAAUGGAAGAAAAGGUUCAUCGUCGACGAUGCCCCGACACUCGCCAUCAACCGCAUCUUCACGAUGGCUCAAGGGAGCACAACGACACGUGAUACGUUCACGGAUUGGCAGAAGAUCGUGGCAACGCCCGAUUUGGACUUGCCAUUCCCGCAUCUGCGGCGUGAGUUCUACAACAGGUCGUGCGCCACUCUCAGCCUCGCACUUGGUGAUCGCGAGCAGUACAACACUUUCGCGGAGAUAAUCAACAAGGCAAGGGAGAUCAUCAAGACUAACAGGGCAGCUGCGCACGAGAAGUCCACGUGGCAGCCAACCUAUGUGGAGAAGCUCGGGAAACUGAGCUCCGCGGAAAGUGAGGCGACUCCACCUUCUACUCCGCCAGAUUCGGCCGCCUUGCUAGCGGCCUCCUGCACAUCUGGGGAGAACGGGAAUGUCGCAAGUUCUCGUUACACUUACGAGGACUAUGCUGUCCACUUGGUUCCACCGCUGGGCCAACCGCUCCACGUGCAACAAUCUACCGCAUGCACGGUUUCAUCCCCAGCGACAAUCGAUUCGGCAGCUUCGCCGCAAUCUAUCGCCGGGGAUUCGACGUCAUGGUCAAGACUUGAAGAACUCGACCCAUUGACGUUCACAGACUUCUUGUGGAUGCCCGUUCCCUCGAGUGGACGAUUGCCGAAACCGCAUUGCAACGUGCUCAUGGCACAAUUGCGGGAUUACUUGCACACUGCAGUACCAGCUCCGUUGAUGGACGCCGGAGCAAAGGUUGUCGACCUUCACGCUUACAUCACGAAGAUCGACCUCGAGUUCAAUACGCAACGGCCCGCACGGAGUAGUACCGGAUCGACCCAUCCGCCACGAGAUCAUCCUCGAGGACGGGGCCGUACCUCCGCGCGGUUGCAUCUACCGAGCGAGGAAGAGUUAAGUGUGCUUCGGGCACAACUCGACGACCUUCUGGAGAAAGGCUGGAUUCGGCCUAGCUCAUCGCCAUACGGUGCUCCUGUUCUCUUCGUCCGGAAGAAGAACAAGGACCUGCGGUUGUGGAUCAAUUAUCGCAAGCUCAACGCGCAGACGAUCAGGAACGCCGGCCCUCUCCCACGCAUCGAUGACCUUCUCGAGCGAUUGGGCGGCGCCCAGUUCUUCUCUAAGCUGGAUCUCAAGGCAGGGUACCACCAACUCGAGAUUCGCAAGGAGGAUCGAUACAAGACCGCGUUCAAGACACGGUAUGGGCAUUUCGAAUGGCUGGUCAUGCCGUUUGGCCUUACAAAUGCCCCAACCACUUUCCAAGCGGCUAUGACAACGGAGUUCCGACACAUGCUGGAUCGGUUUGUACUCAUCUACCUCGACAACAUCUUGGUGUAUAGUCGGAGUUUGGAUGAGCAUGUGGAACACCUGCGCACCGUUUUGGAGCAGCUACAACAAGCCAAGUACAAAGCAAACCGCGACAAGUGCGAGUUCGCACAGCAGGAGCUGGAGUACCUGGGACACUAUGUGACGCCGCAAGGCAUCUGUCCGCUUGCGGACAACAUCGACGCCCUACGAGUAUGGCCCGAGCCCACCAACACCACGGACGUUCGUUCAUUCAUGGGGUUGGCAGGCUACUAUCAGCGAUUCAUCACCGAAUACUCCAGGAUUGCUGCACCUAUGAUGAGGUUACAGUCACCAAAGGUGCCAUUCGUAUUCGAUGACGACGCACGCCGGUCAUUCCAAGCACUUAAGACGGCUAUGCUCAUGGCACCCCUAUCUUCGGAUCACCCGCCGGCCAGCCAUUACCGCAUUGUCGACGGGUACUUGCUCCUCCACUCGAGAGGCAAGGACUUACUAUGUGUCCCACGCGACCGUCGUCUUCGGACUCGCCUCCUCGGCGGGUAUCAUGAUUCACGACUCGCCGACUAUUUCGGAGUCAACCGCACUAUCGCACGGCUUCGACAGCGAUUCCGAUGGCCUGACCUCAUUACCGAUGUCACUCGGUAUUGCGACUCUUGCGAAGUUUGCCGACGCAGCAAGCCCCGCAACCGCAAUCCCUACGGCGAGUUACACCCGAUGCCUAUUCGACGGGAACCCGGUCUCUCCAUUGCCAUGGACGUCACUGGUCCGUUUCCUCGCGACCGGCUCGGGCACGACGGCAUCCUCACGGUUGUGGACCGAUUGAGUAAGUACGCGCGUUUUCUCCCUUGCAAGUACUACUCCACGGCUCCCGAGCUAGCACGCCUCCUGCACACUGGUUGGAUUUGUGGCCACAAUGUACCAAAAGACAUUGUCAGCGACCGCGACACUCGUUUCAUGUCGGCGUUUUGGACUGCUCUCAUGCAGGAGUCCGGCACAACAAUGAAACCAAGUUCGGCUCGGCAUCCUCAGACAGACGGGCAGACGGAGCGGGCACCUCAAACCGCUCAAAUGCUGCUUCGUACGCUCAUCCGUCCGGACCAGAAAGAUUGGGUUGACCGCCUCCCCGACAUCGAGUUCGCCUACAACACUUCGGUGCACCCGGCGAUCGGCGUGACUCCAUUCGAGUUACACCACGGUGGACGGAAAGGCCGUAUCUUCGCCGACCUUCUCCUCCCUCGACCAGCCGACAUUGACGCUGCCUGCUCUCCCGCUUCCGUCCGGAAGUGCAAGGAAUUGCUGACUCAAGCCCGCGCAAAUAUGCAAAAGGCUCAAGUCCGCAUGCAGCAGCAAGCCAACAGGCGUCGCGUACCAUGUCCCAUCCGCGCCGGUGAUCUGGUUUGGGUCUCCGCGGAAGAGUUUGCACUGGAACAGGAUGUUUCACGCAAACUGCUUCCCAAGUGGUUUGGACCUUGGUCUGUGACAGCAGCCGCGGGCGAUGAGCCCGAUGGCCCUUCAUUUGUGAUCAACAUUCCAGAGCAUCUGACGGUCCAUCCGGUCUUCCACGCCUCGAAGCUGGCAACAUACACGCCAGCCAAGAGCGACGACUUUCCGAACCGACGAUCGCAGGACCCUCCUUCUAUGGAUGGUCAUCAGGAAGUUGACCGCGUCUUCUCCGAUCGCAAGUACGGCAGCAAGCAGCGGCAGUACAAAGUCACAUUCAAAGCAUGCGAUCGCGACGACACUCGGUGGAUUUCAGGCGCAGAUUUGAAAGCAUCCGCACUGCUGAUCUACGCGCAUUAUGAAAAGCGGAGGUUAGCUCAGGAAGCUUCACGACCAGCCCCUCCCACCUGGACUGUGGUCCCUCCCUCAGACAGACAGCUUCGCCCUCGCAGAUCAGAACAGGGCGCCCAUCCCUCCUUCCACGUCAAUAAUCAGAUAUGGAGGAUGGCGCAGCACUUCCGCACCUUUGCGGGGACAGCAGCAGAUCAUACGUGUCGUCGCCAGGUAAGUCCAGCUCUCUUGGGAAGUGAGGAGCAAAAGAAGACAUUUCUUCCACGGAUGGCGGCACUUAAAAUGAUUGGUUCCUGGGCCUUGACCGAGCCCGAUCACGGAAGUGAUGCAAGCUCACUCUCAACAACAGCAACUAAGGUGGAAGGGGGAUGGCGGAUCGACGGCCAGAAGAGGUGGAUAGGCAACAGCACGUUUGCUGAUGUGAUUGUGGUGUUCGCUCGCAAUGUUGAGAACAAUAAAAUCAACGGGUAAGAGCCAGUUUUGUUAAUGGAAAGGUCGGUCUACCACGAGCGAUCAAAUGACUAUCAAUUCUCAAUACAAGGCGGCCGUGCAUGCAUCAACUGUCUCCAGAACCACGAGAGCAUCAUAGAAGAUUGAAGACAAAGGCAACAUGCAUGCCUGUGGCUUUAUGAAACACACCUGACUAUUGAUCUGCUAUGAUCCUGGUCAACUCCCAAUGCACAAAUCACAAAGAGACAAUGUCAUUCAAAUGAAAGAAGAUUGGAAGGAGGAUGAGACAAAUCAAGGAGAAGGUCAAAGAAAGAAAAAGACGAAGAAGAUAAACACAAGCUGGAACCACCUUUAUCUCUCCCUCAUCUCUCCCUCAUCUCGCCUCCAUCAUCUCCCGCCAUAUCAUCUUAACCAUAUCUUAUUAAUAAUCAUAAACAGCAACAAUGAAUGAAAGAGCCAGAAUGAA
This is a messenger RNA of Chara braunii, 6375 nucleotides long. The record is from the annotation of a GenBank genome assembly. NCBI's taxonomy places the organism in Eukaryota, Viridiplantae, Streptophyta, Charophyceae, Charales, Characeae.